GAAUCCGAAGCCGAAAAAUUUCCUCUCGAGACGAGAGGAGAGGAGGAGAGAAACCCUCGCCACGCCUCCGGCGAACCCGACGCGAUGGUGGAGACUCGCCGGAGCUCCGCCGCCAAGCGACCGGCCUCCACGUCCACGUCCCCGUCACCUUCCCCCUCCGCAUCCGCCCCUCCCCCGAAGCGCCCCAAGGCGGAACCUCCGGCGUCGCCCACGUCGUCUGCGCCCGGGAGGGCCGAAGAGGACUCGGUGACGGCCGCGGCCACGGGGAGCGCCGGCUUGGCGGACGACGCCUUGACACCCGCGAAUAAAGAUCAAGGAGCGGAUAAGCGGGCGGCCACUGCUGCGGAGAGCUCGCGCAGGAGGAAGGAGACGGUGCCGCAGCAGCACGUGGCGCCAUGGGCAAAACUGCUCUCGCAGUGCUCACAGAGUCCUCACCUUUCUAUUACUGUCCCUCAAUUUUGUGUCGGCCAAGGCAAAAGAUGUAAUUUAUUGUUGAAAGACCAAUCUGUCAGCAAAGUACUUUGCAAGUUGAUGCACACUGAGCAAGGAGGUCCGUGCGAGUUAGAAGUUACAGGCGACAAGGGCGUUGUCCUAUUAAACGGAAGGGCUGUAAGUCCAGGCGUGAAACUUCCCCUUGCAGGAGGGGAUGAACUUGUAUUCAGUUCAUGCGGCAAACAUGCUUACAUUUUUCAGCAUCCUUUGAAUGAUAAAGUUUCUAAAGUGGUGCCAUCAUCUGCUAUCAGCCUUUUAGAACCUCCAUCUGCUGGUGUAAAGCAUAUCCAUAUGGAGAACCGAACAGAAGUUACUUCAGCUGUUGCAGGGACAGAGAUAUUAGCAUCUGUGUCUAAUCAAUCGAAGGACCUACCAGGAGUGCCGCCUGCAUCAGCUGGGGAGGACAAUCAGAGACUAGUGCAACCUAUUGCAUCAUCUGCUUCUGAUAAAUCAAAAGGGCGCUGCAUCAGCCCUGAUAAGGAAUGCGAGAAUGGUGAAAAUACUAAUGAGGCUAAUUCUAACAUUGAAGAUUCUCCAAUGGACGUUUCUGCAACUCCCAUUUCUCCUGAUGCUGUUGUGAACGACAGCAGUCGACAAACUGGCUUUGGCUCUGAUGCUCAUCUUGAUGAAAUCGGUAAGAUUGCAACUUAUAAGAUAAGGCCAGUUCUGAGGAUGAUUGCAGGGUCAACUGUAUCCGAGUUCGAUUUGACUGGUGAUCUUUUUAAAGCUCUUGAAGAUCAGAGGGAUCUCAUCACGGAUCUUAACACUUCAGCCAGUUUACCACCGAGCAGAUGUCAAGCCUUUAAGGACGGGAUGAAGCAAGGAAUUAUUAGUCCAAGUGAUAUUGAAGUUACAUUUGAGAAUUUUCCUUACUACCUCAGCGAGAAUACAAAGAAUGUGCUCUUGUCAUGUUCAUUCCUACACUUGGAAAAGAAGGAGUUUAUUAAACAGUUUUCCGAGAUUUCAUCAAUAAACCAGCGAAUUUUAUUAUCUGGUCCAGCAGGUUCUGAGAUUUAUCAGGAAACAUUGAUAAAGGCACUUGCCAAACAUUUCGGUGCUAGACUACUUGUUGUCGAUUCACUCCUGUUGCCUGGGGUGCCUUCAAAGGACCCAGAAACCCAGAAAGAUGUUGUCAAGACUGAUAAAUCAGGGGACAGGGCGUUCGUAGAGAAAUUGACAAUUCUUCAUAAGCACCGUCCUUCCUUGGCAGACACCAUGCACUUUAGGAGACCAGUUGCACCAGCUUCCAGUGUGAACGCUGAUAUUGUGGGCACAUCCACUCUACAUUCUGCAACUUUGCCCAAACAAGAAUCCUCAACAGCUACGUCGAAGGGCUAUACUUUUAGAGAAGGGGAGAGGGUGAGGUACGUGGGUCCAGCUCAGCCACCUGCAGCAAUUCCUAGGGGCCCCAGCUAUGGUUAUCGAGGCAGAGUGAUGCUUGCUUUUGAAGAAAAUGGAUCAUCUAAGAUUGGAGUCCGAUUUGAUAAGCAGAUCCCUGAUGGUAAUGAUCUUGGUGGUUUGUGCGAGGAAGAUCAUGGCUUCUUCUGCUCUGCUGAAUUACUUCGCCCAGACUGUUCUGGUGGCGAAGAAGUUGAGAGGCUAGCUAUGACCGAAUUAAUUGAGGUCAUCUCAGAAGAAAGCAAAAACAGCUCUCUGAUAGUGUUACUAAAGGAUAUCGAGAAAUCAUUUACUGGAAUUACAGAAUCAUUUUCAUCUUUAAGGAGCAAACUUGAAUUGCUUCCACCUGGCGUUCUUAUCAUAGGAUCACACACCCAGAUGGACAGCCGUAAAGAGAAGGCACAUCCUGGAGGAUUUCUUUUUACAAAGUUCGCUAGUAGCAGCCAGACGCUAUUUGACCUUUUCCCGGAUAGCUUUGGUAGCCGGUUGCACGAAAGGAACAAAGAAAGCCCGAAAGCAAUGAAACAUCUAAAUAAACUUUUUCCUAACAAAAUUUCCAUCCAGCUUCCACAGGAUGAAGCACUGCUAACCAGUUGGAAGCAACAAUUGGAUCUUGACGUUGAAACCCUUAAAGCAAAAUCCAACAUCAGUAGCAUUCGUACGUUUCUGAGUCGCAGUGCAAUCGAAUGCAAUGACCUUGAAGAAUUAUUCAUCAAAGAUCAGUCGCUUACUAAUGAAAGUGUUGACAAGAUUGUCGGCUAUGCUGUCAGUUAUCAUCUUAAGAACAAUGAAGUCGAAACCUCCAAGGAUGGUAAACUUGUUCUCACGAGCGAAAGCCUUAAGCAUGGGCUCGACAUGCUGCAGAGCAUGCAUAGUGAUAAUAAGAGCUCAAAAAAAUCGUUGAAGGAUGUUGCCACAGAGAAUGAGUUUGAGAAAAGGCUUUUGGCAGAUGUUAUACCACCGAAUGAUAUUGGAGUCACCUUUGAUGAUAUUGGAGCCUUGGAAAAUGUGAAGGAAACAUUGAAGGAAUUGGUGAUGCUCCCACUCCAGAGGCCUGAAUUGUUCUGCAAAGGGCAGUUAACAAAGCCUUGCAAGGGAAUAUUGCUUUUUGGGCCUCCUGGCACUGGGAAAACAAUGCUUGCUAAAGCGGUAGCAACCGAAGCAGGUGCUAACUUCAUCAACAUAUCAAUGUCAAGCAUUACAUCGAAGUGGUUUGGCGAAGGAGAGAAAUAUGUAAAGGCUGUAUUUUCGUUAGCGAGUAAAAUAUCUCCCAGUGUUAUUUUUAUCGAUGAGGUUGACAGUAUGUUAGGAAGGAGAGAAAAUCCAGGGGAACAUGAAGCCAUGCGCAAGAUGAAAAAUGAAUUUAUGGUAAAUUGGGAUGGGUUGCGCACUAAAGAUAAGGAGCGCGUACUGGUUCUUGGUGCCACAAAUAGACCUUUUGACCUGGAUGAGGCUGUCAUUAGGAGGUUCCCCCGCAGGCUAAUGGUAAACUUGCCUGACGCAUCAAAUAGAGAGAAAAUUUUGAAAGUAAUUUUAGCAAAAGAAGAGUUGGGACAAGAUACUGAUCUGGAUUCACUUGCCAAUAUGACUGAUGGAUAUUCAGGAAGUGACCUGAAGAAUCUAUGUGUAACUGCGGCGCACUUCCCCAUUCGAGAAAUCCUAGAGAAGGAAAAGAAGGAGAAGAAUGUAGCAAAAGCAGAAGGCAGGCCUGAGCCUGCAUUGCACGGAAGCGAGGACGUCCGUCCUCUUAGUUUAGAUGACUUCAAAUCUGCCCAUGAGCAGGUUUGUGCGAGUGUGUCAUCUGAUUCGGCAAACAUGAAUGAGCUCGUUCAAUGGAACGAGCUCUAUGGCGAAGGCGGUUCGAGGAAGAAGAAAGCACUGAGCUACUUCAUGUGAGAGCAAGAAUAAAAUCGAAACUAGAACCCCUGCCACAUUGUACAGUUGCUAUACUACCCCUCGGCAAUAGCAUCCUGGCGACAACUUGUCCGGCCAAAACCAGUUGGGUUUUUCCUCCUCUCCCUUCAGGAGCAGCGGCCGGCCUACAACCCCCCUCCCAUGUAAUUAGAAUUGUGCACCGAGUCUGGGUUACUUAUCAGCUUCUGUUUGUGCUCCCAAGUUAAGAUUAACUUGAAAUCACCAUUGUGCCCCAACAUCUCUUCAUGACCUGUUUGCAGCCAUUUGGUGGGCGGCUUGGCUCCAGGCCUGUGUACCUAUGUACAUGCUAUAUGAAGGGACAUGGAAUAAGAAUAUUUUCCUGUUUUCUAUAGUA
Molecule: messenger RNA, 4159 nt
Organism: Lolium rigidum
Lineage: Eukaryota; Viridiplantae; Streptophyta; Magnoliopsida; Poales; Poaceae
Exons: 27
Coding region: 85-3786 (1233 amino acids)
Cellular component (GO): mitochondrial outer membrane
Molecular function (GO): ATP binding; protein binding; ATP hydrolysis activity
Source: RefSeq, a predicted model, not a curated record